Messenger RNA from Sycon ciliatum, 1917 nucleotides. RefSeq names its product hsp90 co-chaperone Cdc37-like. Bases 160 to 1425 code for a protein of 421 amino acids. The transcript has 13 exons. Gene Ontology annotation, molecular function: protein-folding chaperone binding; heat shock protein binding; protein kinase binding. Gene Ontology annotation, biological process: protein stabilization; protein folding. Gene Ontology annotation, cellular component: cytoplasm. The record is from RefSeq and is a predicted model, not a curated record. Lineage: Eukaryota; Metazoa; Porifera; Calcarea; Leucosolenida; Sycettidae.
AACAAUCAUAUCCUGGUGUAUGUGACCAGUGGAUCACCAAUUUCGUACAGCUGUUUGUGAAAGCACCAGUAUAGCGCCAUACAGGUUUAUUUCACCUUGUUGUGUAUGUUAUAUAAUUGUUAGUCCCUGCCUUUCCUUGUUAUCGAGCCAGCAGUCAUAAUGGUGGACUACAGCAAAUGGAACCACAUCGAGGUCAGUGACGAUGAAGAUGAUACACAUCCCAACAUUGACACUCCCAGUCUUUUCAGAUGGAGACAUCAGGCUCGUGUGGACCGUAUGGACAAGCAAGAGACGGAACGGGCAACUAUGGAUGCCAAGCUCGCCAAGAAUCGUGAACAGAUGCAGAAACUUGACAAGGAAAUGGCUAGUGCGGGAGAUGGCAAGAAGAAAGAACUGAAGGCUAAGAAAGUCGCACUCAAGAAGGAGAAAGAGUCUCUGGAAGGUGAAGAUUCAAAGCUGAAGAAGGAUGAACGAUUGACACCAUGGAAUGUGGAUACUCUCAGCCAACCUGGCUUUGAGAAGUCUGUGAUCAAUAAGACUCCAGAACCGGCACCACAACCUGAAAGUGAAGAUGCCUGGGUGGAUGGCUAUUCAAACUUUGUCAAGAAGAACAUGAAGGAAAUGAAACAGUUUGCCAUGUUCAGUCGCCAUGAGGACAGUGAGCGUUUCCUCAAGGACCAUAACUAUCUUGUUUGUGAUCACGGCGCAAACUUCCUGUCGAUCUGGUGUGUCGACCUCUGUGUUGAGGAGAAACGUUCCUUGAUGGAGAGAGUAUCACGUCAAGUGAUCGUACUUCAGUACAUCUUGCAGCUGGCCAAGUCCCUCAAUGCCGACCCCCGUGGCUGCACUGGCCCUUUCUAUUCCAAAUUCAAGGUGGCUGACAAGGAAUACCAGGCAGCAUAUGAAGAUGAGGUGCGCUCGUUCAUUGAGCGAGUUGAAGGUCGUGCCCAGGCACGCUUGGAGGCAGCUGUGAAAGAACACGAAGAGGAGGAGCGACAGAAGCGCCUUGGACCUGGUGGUUUGGAUCCAGUGGAUGUGUUUGAAACCCUUCCUGCGGUUCUGCAAAAAUGCUUUGAAGAGAAGGAUAUUGCUGGCUUGCAAGUUGCAAUGAGUUCGUUGCCCAAGGAGGAGGCUGCACACCACCUCAAGCGCUGCAUUGACUCAGGAAUGUGGGUUCCUGGUGGUGGUGAUGCCGCUGAGGGUGGUGAGGAAGAAGAGGAGACCUAUGACGAGGUUGGACCAGCAGAAGGCGAUGAGAACCAAGACGGUGCAUCAGCUGCUGCGGCGGUGUCGGACGGCAAUGAGGGAGGUGCAGCAGCUGCCGAGGCGGCUGGCAACAGUGAGGAAGGUACAUCAGCUGCUGCCGAGGCAGCGGGCAACAGUGAGGAAGCUGCAGCGACAGCAGCAACAGAAGCCUCGUCAUAAUCUCCAUGAAAGGUAACAUAGUUUCUGUACAUUUGUACCUCACACAUUCAACCAUGAAAUGAUAAAACCAUACGCUUCAUCAUACAUGUUAUGCAUGAGAACAAAUUUGCUGAUUGUAGGAACAGAAAUAAGCAGUCACUACCUUGGAUGCCGUCAUUGUUCUUUGAAAUUUAUAGUCUUUCUCCUGACUCAGUCAACCUUAUGCCACUUAACAUAAAACCAACUGUUUCCCCUAACUGUUGUACUUGCUGUGCUGUUUCUGUUGCUGCUGCUGCCGCUUCUCUAAUCACAUGCCAUUCUCGUCUCUGUUUUUGACACUGAUUUUCGUGCUGUUAUACUUUGAAGAUUGAAAGUUUGAGUUUGCAUCUACUUCCAGUACAUAGUUCUAUGCCCUGCACACCUGCGGUUCCACACGAUCUACAUCAGAGUGCUGCUGCUGCUGCCCUGCACGUCUAGUAAUCAUUAUGUAUGUAAUAAAGAGUAAGUACCCUA